This is a messenger RNA of Funneliformis mosseae, 294 nucleotides long. NCBI's taxonomy places the organism in Eukaryota, Fungi, Glomeromycota, Glomeromycetes, Glomerales, Glomeraceae. The record is from the annotation of a GenBank genome assembly.
AUGCUUCUGCAAGUCUAUGGACGGAUUUCGGCGGAACGUAUUCCAUCACCACUCAAGAUCGUAAUCCAGUGGCUUGCCGUAGUCCCAGCGGAACGUAUUCCAUCACCACUCAAGAUCGUAAUCCAGUGGCUAGCUUCUCAGUUGGACAAUUACACAUGGGCAGAUACCGUAGAUCCCCAUGCUCUUUGUCAACCGCCAUAUGACUCACAAAAGCUGAGUUCUGCUUUAGCAAAGCAUUUCCCAGCUCCUUAUAAGCUGUACUAUUCUGAUUGUUUGAUAAGAAAUUCAGCAUGA